Paraglomus occultum is the source of this 210-nucleotide messenger RNA. NCBI's taxonomy places the organism in Eukaryota, Fungi, Glomeromycota, Glomeromycetes, Paraglomerales, Paraglomeraceae. The record is from the annotation of a GenBank genome assembly.
AUGAGUCCACCUAAAGUUUUCAAUCAACAAGAUUCCUCGACAAUACAAAUCGUAGCUGGGCUACCCGACAACCACACAAAUCAAAUACCUGACAAUCCACCUCGAAUUGGACAACUUCAAGAGGACACUAUACCUGUCGCAAAUACGAACGGCACACUCGUACCGUAUAAUCCACAGGACGCACCGAAAGCAGCUGCGAGCAAGAACUAA